AGCGGCGGCGGAAGCGGAAGUGCAUCAGUGGUGGGGGCCUCGGGAAGUGUUUGUAGUGUUUCUCCCUCCUUCUCAGCCACAAUAACAGACUGUGAGGCGGCGGAUAAGGGGACCGGACCUGAAGGCCUGAGGUACUUUGAACUCAUAUAACCAGGAAAGGAAAUUUGCUCUUUGAUACCAGAGGGAACGCAACAAUGGGACCACGAAAGAAAAGUGUUAAAAUGUGUCUCAUAAAUGAUGAAAUCCCAGAGGAAGUAAUACCAGAUGAAACAAAGGACUAUAUGAAUCAACUUUCACAUGAAGUACUUUGCCAUAUAUUUAGGUACCUCCCUCUGCAGGAUAUCAUGUGUAUGGAAUGUCUUUCCCGGAAGCUGAAGGAAGCAGUGACCCUAUAUCUGAGAGUCGUGCGGAUCGUGGAUCUCUGUGCAGGGCGUUGGUGGGAGUAUAUGCCAAGUGGUUUCACAGAUUCCAGUUUCUUAACACUUUUGAAGAAGAUGCCAGAUGUUGAACAGCUGUAUGGUCUUCACCCUCGAUACCUUGAGAGACGAAGAGUAAGGGGCCAUGAAGCGUUUAGCAUUCCAGGAGUCCUAGAAGCUUUACAGGCAUGCCCAAACUUGGUGGGUGUGGAAACAUCGCAUUUGGAAUUAGUAGAAUCCAUUUGGACAUAUAUGCCACAUGUUCAUAUUUUGGGGAAAUUUCGCAAUCGUAAUGGAGCAUUUCCAAUUCCUCCUGAAAAUAAACUGAAAAUUCCUAUAGGAGCGAAAAUUCAAACUUUACAUUUAGUUGGAGUGAAUGUUCCUGAAAUCCCUUGUAUCCCAAUGCUCAGGCAUCUUUAUAUGAAGUGGGUAAGACUCACUAAACCACAGCCAUUUAAAGACUUUCUUUGCAUCAGCCUAAGAACUUUUGUCAUGAGGAACUGUGCAGGGCCCACAAAUUCCUUGAAAUAUGUCCCAUUAGUAACAGGCUUGUCCUCGGCCCGAAACUUAGAACACUUAGAAAUGGUUCGCGUCCCUUUCCUUGGAGGUCUUAUCCAGCAUGUGGUGGAAGACAGUUGGAGAUCAGGUGGUUUCAGGAAUUUGCACACUAUUGUUUUGGGAGCUUGCAAAAAUGCUCUCGAAGUAGAUCUUGGUUACCUCAUUAUCACUGCUGCCCGUAGGUUGCAUGAAGUUCGGAUCCAGCCUUCCCUAACCAAAGAUGGUGUCUUUUCUGCCUUAAAGAUGGCAGAACUGGAGUUCCCCCAGUUUGAAACCCUUCACCUAGGAUAUGUAGAUGAGUUUUUGCUGCAGAGUAGAAUGGCGAAUGCAGAUUUGGUGAAGUAUGGUUUGGCUGAUGUGGUAGAAAAUCCUGGUAUCAUCACUGACAUAGGAAUGAAGGCAGUCAAUGAAGUUUUUUCCUGUAUCAAGUACCUGGCCAUUUAUAAUUGCCCACAUCUACAUAACCCAUACAAUUGGAUUUCAGAUCACUCAAGAUGGACUCGAUUGGUUGAUAUCAACCUAGUACGGUGCCACGCUUUGAAGCUGGACUCUUUUGGCCAGUUUAUAGAAUUGCUACCCAGCCUGGAGUUUAUCUCACUGGACCAGAUGUUUCGUGAACCACCAAAGGGCUGCGCUCGAGUUGGCCUGAGUGCAGGCACAGGCAUUGGGGUUUCCUCAGCCCUUGUUAGCAACCAGAACUCCAACAAUGACAAUGAUAAUAAUGCUCAGAACAACAACGCCAACAUACACGACAACAAUCACCAUCACCCAGAUGACUCAGAUGAGGAGAAUGACUUCCGGCAAGACCUGCAGCCAGGAGAACAGCAGUUUGCAGCCGACGCACUGAAUGAGAUGGAAGACAUGGUACAAGAAGAUGGAGAGAUGGUGGCUGAGAGUGGGAAUGCUGCGCCAGCUCACAGCCAGGCCAUUAUUCCUGUGGAUGUUGAUGAGGAGCAAGCAGGACCCAGUGGUCUUCAGCGUGUAGUAAAACCAACCCCGAUUACUGUCCAUGACUCAGAGAGUGAUGACGAGGAAGACAGUCUAGAACUCCAAGAAGUCUGGAUCCCUAAGAGUGGUGCUCGGCGUUACUCUGAGCGUGAAUCAAAAACCGGAGAGUCCAGGGAAUUGUCAGUAAGUGGAAAAGGCAAGACUCCGCUUCGAAAGAGGUACAACUCCCACCAGAUGGACCAGUCGAAGCAGUUCCCCCUCGAGGAGAGCAGCUGUGAGAAAGGCUGUCAGGUCACCAGUGAGCAGAUCAAAGCUGAUAUGAAAGCAGCUAGGGACAUUCCUGAAAAGAAGAGAAACAAGGACGUUUAUCCCAGCUGCAGCAGCGCUGCGGCCAGCACCGUGGGAAGCGCCAGCUCCCACAGCACUGCUUCUCAGAGCCCCGACUUCGCGAGGACGGUGAACUGCAGCAGCCCUUCCGAGCCUAGCCCUCCGGAAGAGGAUGCGUCCCGGCAGUGUGUCUGCUCCCCGGUGGGGUCAGAGGACCCUGAGGCCAUGGACGAGGGAGAAGCAGAGAGUUCUGUCUGCCCCAGAUGCUGCUGUCACAGGUCCCGGGAAUCCCAAAGGAGAACUGGCAGGUGUUCUGAUGAGGAACGGCCUUCCACCAGCCGAGCCUGUGUUGUGAAUGGCCCGGAUGGUACGAGAUCCACCUUUUCCUUUAGGACUCUGCCCCAAGGGGGGUCUUCAGGCCCAGCACCUGAUGAGAGGACUCAUGGGAGUGGCUCUGGGGCUACAGGUGAGGACAGGAGGGGGAGCUCCCAGCCUGAGAGUUGUGACGUGCAGUCUCAUGAAGACUACCCUCGGAGGCCCCUAACCAGGGCCAGGAGCAGACUGUCCCAUGUACCGCUGGUAUCUGAGUCAGAGGUUGCCAAAACAAAGCCACGUCACGCCAUCAAACGGAAACGGACAGCAGAUAAGUCCACCAGUACCAGUGACCCUGUGAUCGAGGAUGACCAUGUACAGGUUCUCGUAUUAAAAUCCAAAAAUCUUGUUGGAGUCACUAUGACCAAUUGUGGAAUCACAGAUUUAGUGCUGAAAGACUGCCCCAAGAUGAUGUUCAUUCACGCUACUAGGUGCAGAGUACUGAAACAUUUAAAAGUAGAAAAUGCACCAAUUGUAAACCGCUUUGACUAUGCACAGUGUAAGAAGCUGAACAUGGAUCAGGUACUGGACCAGAUACUAAGGAUGCCUCCGGAGAGAAACCGCAUCAUAUACCUUCGCCCCAUGCAGCAGGUGGACACACUGACUUUGGAACAGAAACUGUUCAGCGGUCCCUAUCCCUACCACAUCUGCAUCAUCCAUGAGUUUAGUAACCCUCCCAAUGUGCGGAAUAAGGUGCGCAUUCGCAGCUGGAUGGACACGAUAGCCAACAUCAAUCAAGAGCUCAUUAAGUAUGAAUUCUUCCCUGAAGCCACUCGAAGUGAAGAAGACUUGAAGAAGUACCCCAAGUACCCCUGGGGGCGAGAUAUCUACACUUUAGAGGGUGUUGUUGAUGGAGCCCCAUAUUCAAUGAUUUCUGACUUCCCUUGGCUGAGGUCACUGCGGGCAGCAGAGCCCAACAGCUUCGCCCGAUACGAUUUUGAAGAUGAUGAAGAAAGUACCAUCUAUGCUCCUCGAAGAAAAGGACAGCUGUCUGCAGAUAUCUGUAUGGAAACAAUAGGAGAGGAGAUCUCAGAGAUGCGGCAGAUGAAGAAGGGUGUGUUUCAGCGAGUAGUGGCAAUUUUCAUCCACUAUUGUGAUGUCAACGGAGAGCCCGUUGAGGAUGACUACAUUUGAUUGGCCCUAGCUCCUUUCCAGGUAUUACAGCAAGAAGCAGCUGCCCUCACUGAGCUGCUGCCCUCACUCAGCUGCUGGAAUACCCCACAGGGACUUGGGACAUAGCAUUGGGAGGCCCUGGCUGUUUGGAAUAUAGGAAAUGUAUAAGGAAUAUUGAAAUUGUAUACAAAAAUUUGUACAUAAACAGAAUAUGCAAAGACACUUCCUAAAGUACAAACUUUAUAUCGUAUGUUUAUACAAUUUAAUUUAAAAAUCUCAUUAUGAAGGCAUAUAAUUUGAGAGAGUUCAUUUUGUUCCAUUUUUCCUUCAUUCAUACAGUCUCAUUUUUUGACUUGAAUCCCCAUUUACUAUAUUCUUAAUAAUUACCAUCACCCCCUUAAACCUGUGCCUUUUUCUUCUCAAGCAAAGCUGUUUUAAGUAAACCUGAUGAAAAUUGUGUUUUGUGUACUUUUUUUGUUGUUAAAAAAAUACCAACUAAACUAUAUAAUCAGCAAAGGCUGUAUGUUUCUGUACAAAGAAUAUAGCUCCUUUUUUUCCCUUGGUAUUAUAGUUGCCAUGUCUCUUUAAAUAAAAAGACUCAUGAAUUUGAGGGGGAAAUGGAAAAAUUUCCAAAGCAUUUGUAGUUAUUUAUUUCCACAUUCAAUUGUGUAUAUGCUUUACCUUGAAUAUAAAAAUAAAAGUUUACUAAAAACUUU
This is a messenger RNA of Cavia porcellus (domestic guinea pig), 4450 nucleotides long. It is a transcript of the gene Fbxo38, whose product is annotated as F-box protein 38. Bases 195 to 3755 code for a protein of 1186 amino acids. Lineage: Eukaryota; Metazoa; Chordata; Mammalia; Rodentia; Caviidae. Gene Ontology annotation, molecular function: protein binding. The record is from RefSeq and is a predicted model, not a curated record. Gene Ontology annotation, biological process: protein K48-linked ubiquitination; SCF-dependent proteasomal ubiquitin-dependent protein catabolic process. Gene Ontology annotation, cellular component: nucleus; cytoplasm. The transcript is spliced from 22 exons.